This is a messenger RNA of Onthophagus taurus, 517 nucleotides long. RefSeq lists its product as uncharacterized. Lineage: Eukaryota; Metazoa; Arthropoda; Insecta; Coleoptera; Scarabaeidae. The record is from RefSeq and is a predicted model, not a curated record.
AUAAAAACUUCAAAUCAAAAAUGCUGACAAAUAAUAAUAGUAAUAACAACCAAGCAUAUAACCCAACUAAUCCGGAUGAUCGAAAUUUUCAAAAAUGUGGUCGAGUUUUCACAGGAACCGUUGAACGCGUUAUGAAAUGGAAUCGAAUCUACUCCGAUUUUUGUUAUUACGAAGUUAUAGCUUCAGUGAUCGCAUUUCAAGAUGGUCCGAAUAGAUCACAACGAACAAUGUUGUUAAGAGAUCGACAAGGCCCUAUUUUGCAAGUUAUAUAUUAUUCAAAUGAUCGCAUCAAUAUCAACGAUUUCUUUGUAGGAGAAACAUUAAGAUGUUUAGGGCAUAUGACAUCGGCUAAUACUCUUCAUGCUUUAAGUAUACGAGUGGCUACUAACGAAGAAUUAACCACCUUACAAAGGAUGGUUUAUAUAUCAGAACAUGCUAUGAUGUCAUGUUUGGAAAAAAAAUAAUUUACAAAGUUAAUCGUUUAUUAAUAGUUAUUUAAGUAAUUAAAAUUAUAUAA